Molecule: messenger RNA, 1978 nt
Organism: Camellia sinensis
Lineage: Eukaryota; Viridiplantae; Streptophyta; Magnoliopsida; Ericales; Theaceae
Product: putative WD repeat-containing protein C2A9.03
Molecular function (GO): protein binding
Source: RefSeq, a predicted model, not a curated record
UCUUUCAGAGAACCACUGGAUAAAGAUAGAUAUAGCCAUUUAGCCCUCUCUCUUUCUCUGUCCGUGAAACAUCGCAAUCUAUUCGCAGGGAAAAAAAGAAAAAAACAAAGAAAAAUUUGUUUGUCUUCACUUUCUUCAUUGAAUUAUGUUUAAUCUCUGAUUCAAGCGAUUCCAGAUCGAGAUCGGAGGACUCGAUCAAUUCCAUUCAAAGGAUUUAAUAGUUGCGAAGACCAUGUCUCAUCAACAAGCAGAAGAGGCCGAAUACAUGGCAGAUGAAUAUGAAAUGGAAGAUGUAGAUGAUGAUAUGGAUGAAGAGUUCUGUGGAAGAGAGAUGGGUGGCUCAGAUUCUGAUGUGGAUGAAUACGACUACUUGAAUAAUAAAAUGGCAGACACUUCUGCUGCUCAAGCUAGGAGAGGCAAAGAUAUCCAAGGAAUUCCCUGGGAGAGGCUUAAUAUUACAAGGGAGAAGUAUAGGCAAACUAGGUUAGAACAGUACAAGAAUUAUGAGAACAUUCCUCAAUCGGGAGAGGGGUCAGAGAAAGAAUGCAAAAUCACAAUGAAAGGGGGCAUGCAUUAUGAGUUCAGACGUAAUUCAAGAUCUGUGAAGUCAACAAUACUUCAUUUUCAGUUGAGGAACUUGGUUUGGGCUACGUCAAAGCAUGAUGUUUACCUUAUGUCACAUUUUUCUGUCAUUCAUUGGUCUUCCUUAACUUCUAACACGACUGAGGUUCUCAAUGUUUCUGGACAUGUGGCUCCAUGUGAGAAACAUCCUGGAAGUCUGUUGGAAGGGUUUACGCAGACCCAAGUUAGCACGCUUGCUGUAAAAGAUAGGUUGCUAGUUGCUGGAGGAUUUCAAGGAGAACUUAUUUGCAAGUAUUUAGAUAGACCGGGAAUUUGCUUCUGCACCAGGACAACUUACGAUGAUAAUGCAAUUACUAAUGCCAUUGAGAUCUAUACCACUCCGAGCGGUGCAGUUCAUUUUGCAGCUUCAAAUAAUGACUGUGGGGUUAGAAUCUUUGAUAUGGAAAAAUUUCAACUUACUAAGCAUUUCCGAUUUCCUUGGCCAGUGAAUCAUACUUCCCUGAGUCCUGAUGGUAAGCUUCUUAUAAUAGUGGGAGAUAACCCAGAUGGGAUAUUGGUGGAUUCCAGGACUGGAAAGAUGGUCACUACUUUGGUUGGUCACUUGGAUUUCUCAUUUGCAUCAGCGUGGCACCCUGAUGGCCUCAGUUUUGCUACCGGGAACCAGGACAAAACCUGCCGAAUUUGGGAUAUCCGAAACACAUCAAAGUCAGUUGCUGCUUUGAAGGGUAAUCUUGGGGCCAUCCGGUCAAUUCGCUACACAUCUGAUGGCCGGUUCUUGGCAACAGCAGAGCCUGCUGAUUUCGUUCACGUCUAUGAUACUAAAAGUGGGUAUGAGAAGGAGCAGGAGAUUGAUUUCUUUGGUGAAAUAUCUGGCAUGUCUUUCAGUCCCGACACAGAAUCGCUCUUCAUUGGUGUGUGGGAUCGUACAUAUGGUAGCCUCCUUGAGUUUGGCCGACGAAGGAACUACACAUUCCUUGACUCAAUCAUGUGAGUGUGAGUGUGCACUGCAAAUAAAUGUGCAAGUGAGCUUGUUUCCAGCAGUGGAAGUGGGGUUUCGGUGUAAAUGUCGUCGUGUUGUGCAAUUUAGGUUUAUUACUGUUCUUUUAAUAGCGAGGUGCGCUGUUUGAAGUGAGCAUAAGAAGAUAUAUAGGAUGAGGGACGGAUGUACAGAAGAUGGCUAGGAAUUGUUUGGCAUGCCAACAGAAAAAACUAGAACUGGGGAUUCUCAAGGGGUACUACCAGUAAGACUUGGUGAAUUCAUGUCGUUCUUUUAUCUAUGUGGUAUCUGGGAACCCUAAUUUCUUAUUCAAUGAGUUUCUUUGGUUUUUGUUUUUCUGCACUGUGUGAACAAUUGAUAUAAUUGAGCUCAAUUGAGCAAGGGGAAGUCCUAUUGUCC